AGAAGAAGGCUCUUAAAUUUAGUUAAAGGGUGUUGAAGUGAUUCUGAUACAGUGGUUUUAGUUUUUAAAACUUGCAAAGAGAGAGAGAGAGAGAAAAGAAAAGAAGAAAAAUGGAAGCAAGGAAGCAAAAGGGUACUUCUUCUUCUUCAUUUUCUUCUGAGCUUUUUGGUUCCAAAGAGUCUCAACCAUCACCUUCUUCUGGGAUUUUUGGCUCUAUAUUUUCUCCUCAGUCACCUAAGGUAUUAGGUAGAGAAUCUCUGCGUUCUGAGUUGAAUGGAAAAAUUGCUAAUGAAUCAUUGAAAAUUCGUAAUCAAGAUGGAAACUCGAAGGGAAAUAAAGAAAUGGAAAGUGAGAAUAAAGCGAAUGAGGAUAUGAGUUGGAUGUAUGAGGAUCAAAGGGUUCAACCAUGUCACCUUAGUUCAUCGAUCAUGUAUGGCGCUCAGGACAUAUAUUCGCAGCCUCAGAGUACACACAAUUCAGGAUACACCUCCUCGCUCAAGAACGAGGGGCUAGAAGAUGAUUCAGGAAGUGCUUCAAGAGGAAAUUGGUGGCAAGGGGGUCUGUAUUAUUGAGAAGUCACUCUUCCCAACAGAGAUUAUAUAUAUAUACUCCUCAAUCAAGGUAUACAUAGGAGGAUAUAACAUAGCAUUAUAGCCCAUCUUUUAUUAUAUGGAAGAAACUAUAUACAGUGUAGUCAGAACUCAGAAGAAUGUUGUUGUGUACAACUAGCUAAUUUAUGCGCUUUCAACCUUUAAUUUCCAUUUCUUUCUUUCUUUGUAUGUAAAGAUUAUUAUUAUCAUUAUGCUUGGUAAUCUUGUUAUGAUAUAUAGCUUUAUAUGUAACAUUAGCUACAAUUAUAUGUGGCUGAAACUUAUGUUAUUAUUUUGCCCUGCUUUGUAUUUCACCAAUGACGACUGGUUUUGGAACAAAAUAGGUGUUAUUACUCUCUUCAACA
Messenger RNA from Arachis ipaensis, 955 nucleotides. RefSeq lists its product as uncharacterized. The record is from RefSeq and is a predicted model, not a curated record. Lineage: Eukaryota; Viridiplantae; Streptophyta; Magnoliopsida; Fabales; Fabaceae.